GCUGUGGGAUGAAUAACGUGUAUUAAUAUCUAUAUAAUAUCUAAUCUAAUGUAAACACCCCCUGGAUCGGUGUCUGUGUUUAGGAGGAAGCGGUUUGUGGCGUUGAAGGUGGUGAAGAGCGCUCCGCAUUACACCGAGACGGCUCUGGACGAGAUCAAACUGCUCCGAUGUGUGAGAGACAGCGAUCCUUCCGACCCCUACAGAGAAACCAUCGUCCAGCUGAUUGACGACUUCAAGAUCUCUGGAGUCAACGGAGUCCAUGUGUGUAUGGUUCUGGAGGUUUUGGGUCAUCAGCUGUUAAAAUGGAUCAUUAAGUCAAACUACAUGGGACUUCCUCUGGUCUGCGUCAAGACCAUCAUCAGACAGGUGCUGCAGGGUCUGGACUACCUCCACACCAAGUGUAAGAUCAUUCACACCGACAUCAAGCCAGAGAACAUCCUAUUGGACGUGGACGAGGUUUACAUCAGGAAGCUGGCGGCCGAGGCCACCGUCUGGCAGAGAGCUGGAGCCCCGCCCCCUUCCGGGUCCUCAGUUAGCAUGGCUCCCAGGGAUCCACAGGUUGGUAAGCUGUCCAAGAACAAGAAGAAGAAGUUGAAAAGGAAAGCGAAGCGUCAACAGAGACUGUUGGAGGAGAGACUGGUGGAUAUACAGAGGCUGGAGGAUGAGGAUGGUGUAUUGUUGCAGCCUGAGGACACUGACAGUAACUGCUCCCCGGUGGUGAACGGGAACCCCCCCGGCUCCACGGCCAACAGCAAAGCGAGUCCCGAGUCGUCCGGCUCGUGGGGGGAGGAGCGGUGCAACGGCCACGACCCGGGCCGGUUCUCCAGCCCCGCCUCGGGCCUGUCGGGCCUGUCGGGCUUCUCCAGCUCCGUGAUGUCCGCCACGUCGGAGUCGGCGCUCUCCACCCAGUCGGGAUACUCCAGCGGGCGAGACCGUGAGGACACACACAGCUAGGCUUCUCUUUUUUUC
Etheostoma spectabile (orangethroat darter) is the source of this 969-nucleotide messenger RNA. RefSeq names its product SRSF protein kinase 3. Lineage: Eukaryota; Metazoa; Chordata; Actinopteri; Perciformes; Percidae. The record is from RefSeq and is a predicted model, not a curated record. Gene Ontology annotation, biological process: peptidyl-serine phosphorylation; regulation of mRNA processing; intracellular signal transduction. Gene Ontology annotation, molecular function: protein serine/threonine kinase activity; ATP binding. Gene Ontology annotation, cellular component: nucleus; cytoplasm. The transcript is spliced from 8 exons. Bases 268 to 954 code for a protein of 228 amino acids.